AUGUGGCUGAACUUUCUUGGUGAUGUAUCACAAUCCGAAGUCGAUAUUUUACUUCUGUCCACCGCAUUCAAGUUUCUCCUGUUCCCAGCAUAUCGCUCUACGGAUUUCGAGGUCCACCGAAACUGGCUGGCCAUAACACAUUCACUUCCCAUUUCUCAAUGGUAUUAUGACACAACUUCUGAGUGGACGCUGGAUUACCCUCCAUUCUUUGCAUAUUUUGAGAAGCUGAUGUCCAUACCCGCUUCAUUCAUCGAUCCCAAGAUAGUUGACCUCCAAAAUCUUCAAUAUAAUGCAUGGACGGUCAUUGUAUUCCAACGUCUGACAGUCAUUAUUUCUGAGCUUGUCCUUGGUGCGGCACUUUUGAGGUUUAUCCGUGAUUCUGUUGAUCCCUCUCGUCAACGAAUUCUCUCGGCGUCCCUGUUUCUUCACCCGGGGUUCCUUAUAAUUGACCAUAUACACUUCCAAUACAAUGGGUUCAUGUUUGGAAUAUUGCUAUGGUCGAUUUUAAUGGCUUGCGAAGGCAGAAAACUUGCAAGCGGCAUACUUUUUGCUGUUCUUUUGAAUUUCAAACACAUUUACAUGUAUCUGGCGCCUGCAUACUUCGUUUACCUUUUGCGGUCUUACUGCAUGUCUCCCGCGGGGGCGAUCAUCGCCACUCGCUUUAUCUCACUAGCGAACUCUGUCCUACUUGUGUUCCUGGCCUCUCUGGGACCAUUCGUGUUGAUGGGCCAACUCCCGCAACUCCUUUCCCGCUUGUUUCCUUUUACACGUGGGCUGAAUCACGCUUACUGGGCACCAAACGCAUGGGCCUUGGUCACUGCCGCAGACCGUGUCCUUUUACAGUUGGUAAAACACCUGGAUGUCGGGCUCGCAGUGAAUGAAUCUGGCGUUGUAUCGACGUCCCGCGGCCUUGUAGGCGAUACGGUCUUUGCCGUGAUUCCAAAUAUCAAGCCCAUCCACACGUUCAUUAUCACAAUAAUCUUCCAGAUGGUUUAUCUCAUUAAGCUAUGGAGAGCACCAACUUAUAAGUCGUUCGUGGCUGCGUUGACGCUUUGUGGCUACGCUUCAUAUAUGUUCGGGUGGCAUGUGCAUGAGAAGGCCGUUCUGCUCGUAUUAGUGCCUCUUACGCUUCUGGCUUCGGAGAACUAUGCGUAUUACAAGACCUUCGUUAUCGCAAGUGUCGCGGGUAUCUUCUCGCUCUUCCCCUUGAUCUUUACGCCAGCAGAGACACCACUAAUAAUUAUCUAUUCCCUCAUAUGGGGAGGAACGGUAUUAUACCCUCUUCACAAGCAGCUUUACGAGUUUCCUUCAUCACUGCCUUGGGUUCUGCUGGAGAGCUUCGAGAAUGCAUACCUAUAUGGUUUUGCACUUCUUCAGGUUUUCGUCACACUAUUCCCUCUCAUGACUGGUAGGAACCCAGACACUGAAUUUUUGCCCCUGAUGGCAACAAGUGUUUACUGUGCGGUGGGACUGAUAUGGUCAUUCAUCCGGCUCAGUACUCUAUACAUUACGCAGCAGUACUAG
This is a messenger RNA of Suillus subalutaceus, 1524 nucleotides long. RefSeq names its product glucosyltransferase. Lineage: Eukaryota; Fungi; Basidiomycota; Agaricomycetes; Boletales; Suillaceae. The transcript is spliced from 12 exons. The coding region runs from base 1 to 1524 and encodes 507 amino acids. Gene Ontology annotation, molecular function: dolichyl pyrophosphate Glc1Man9GlcNAc2 alpha-1,3-glucosyltransferase activity. The record is from RefSeq and is a predicted model, not a curated record. Gene Ontology annotation, cellular component: endoplasmic reticulum membrane. Gene Ontology annotation, biological process: protein N-linked glycosylation.